Messenger RNA from Symbiodinium pilosum, 511 nucleotides. NCBI's taxonomy places the organism in Eukaryota, Dinophyceae, Suessiales, Symbiodiniaceae. The record is from the annotation of a GenBank genome assembly.
GACGUUCUUGCGACUCGGGACUACAGCAAGAUGCUUCGGGGGAACCUGUCGGCCUGCGUGAAGGAAGAUUAUUCCAGAACGGACUUGGAUGAGGUGGUGGCGUGCUUCAAAGACUUUCUGCUGGACGCCGAGCUGUGCGCAAACAGGCUUUCCAAGGCUUUUCAGUAUUGCCAGGAUAAAGCCCGAUCUGCUACCACUGGGAAAAAGCUGCAGCCGGCAACGUUUGCCGUGGUGAAAGUGAUACAAGGCACGAUGUCCGGCAAGCCGAAGACGCAGAAAACAAAGAGCAUGGAGGCCGUGCCCCAAGCUCCGGAUCCGCCGCGCAGCAGCAACACGAAGAUGGCGAGUCCUGGGCCGCAGACUCGCAAGGAGGCCUUGCCCCAACGCGUGCGUUGCAGAAGCAAGACGCCGGAGACCAAGCGCUGCAACGUAGACUUCACGCCCGAGCCGCCAGUAAAGCGAGCCCGGACCAGCAGCCUGCUCUCCCAACUGGUCAAUGCCCGCGACGCCG